GAGCCAGGCUCACCGUCUGUCGGGCCCUCGUCCGUCUUCUCCGUUCUUCCUCGGAAGCACCGUCUCAGGCACUGGAUCUGGUUCUGAGUUCUUGUCUGUGAACGGAUUCCGCCCGCCGAUGCUGCCUGUGCCGUCCAAGCUGCAGACCUCGGGCUCUGGGGAUAACCUGAACGGUAAUAACGCGCAUAUAGUCACCUCGGAUGGUGCUGGCGACGGCAACACCUCUGAAGCGCACUCUACGAACGGCGACAGAUACAACGACCUCCGUUCACUGGGCUCGAACAAUCCCGAGCGCGCCCAUGCUCGCCCGCGCGUCUCCUCUCAUCCGUCUCUCGAGAAGAUCAAUGAGGAUGAAGACGAGGACGACCGAGGUCACCCAGGCGGUGCCCAUGGCCAACGGGCCUCCGGGUCCUUCCCGGAUGAUGCCCACGCGGGCUCGGACGACGCUCCUUCCGAGGCGUCUCAGCCUGGCUUGCGUAGGUCGGUCAAACGCAUCCAUCAGCAAGACUUCGAGGAGGAAGAGUUCGCGUACGGGACUCAGUCGAAGCGGUACAAGCUGGACGGGCAAGGCCUCGCGGACGACCUCGCAGCGCGCUACUCCCGCGGACCGACCCCCGACGUCCGCGGGUACAUCGCUCCCGAAGACUACGAGCGCGGCGUCCCUGACCCUCGCGCGCAUUCGCAGCAGCCCGACAGGCCUUACUCCCGCAUGUCCGAGGCACACGUUCAUCCACAGGCUCAGCCCGCACCCUUGGACCCUACGGGACGCGGGGAGGCGUUGUACAAGCUCAUGGGACAGGACCUCGGCGAGUUCGUGGAGGGCCAUGUGGACGCGUACGAGGAGGCGAAGAAGAGGUGGUCGGAGUGUUCGAUGGAGGAGUGGACGGCUGGCGCAGACGAGUUGACAACGAAAUUCUCCAAGAUGUUGGAUUUUGUCAAGGACCACAUGACUGCGAAGCUGUCCCUGUACGCCUCGCUUCAUUCCGCCGUCGCCUCUCACAAAUCCACUCUCGGCGAGCGAGAGAAGGCUCUGGUGGAAGCACGGGAGAGCCUGGUGCGAGAGGGAGGUGCGGUCGUUGGAGGUGGCGCAGUCGCAUCUGCUAUGCAGGCGGAGAAACCGAACGGGGAGGACUAGUAGGCUGGACAACACCAGCAGCCGCAGACACUUCCUGCGCACGAUCGGUAAGGCGCGUUGACGAGUAUUGGGACGAUACGGUAAGAUAGGGUAUGUUCGGUCGAAGAUACAAAGAUACAUGCUGUACACUGGCAAGUU
Fomitopsis serialis is the source of this 1273-nucleotide messenger RNA. RefSeq lists its product as uncharacterized. NCBI's taxonomy places the organism in Eukaryota, Fungi, Basidiomycota, Agaricomycetes, Polyporales, Fomitopsidaceae. Bases 119 to 1135 code for a protein of 338 amino acids. The record is from RefSeq and is a predicted model, not a curated record. The transcript is spliced from 5 exons.